This is a messenger RNA of Verruconis gallopava, 2570 nucleotides long. RefSeq names its product eukaryotic peptide chain release factor subunit 1. The record is from RefSeq and is a predicted model, not a curated record. The transcript has 4 exons. Gene Ontology annotation, cellular component: translation release factor complex; cytosol. NCBI's taxonomy places the organism in Eukaryota, Fungi, Ascomycota, Dothideomycetes, Venturiales, Sympoventuriaceae. Bases 388 to 1695 code for a protein of 435 amino acids. Gene Ontology annotation, biological process: cytoplasmic translational termination. Gene Ontology annotation, molecular function: sequence-specific mRNA binding; translation release factor activity, codon specific.
GCCCGUCGUCCGUACCUACACCGAGUUUUUCCACGGCGCAAGCGCAGCACUGCCUGGUUCUGCAAAAACACCACAAACAAAUCGACCGCUUUGUUCCCAUCCCACACCCGCUGUUUUCCUCUCUCCCGCCCGUUCUUCGUCCUGCCGCCCUUCAUUUCUCCUCGUGCUUUUGCCGCUCUGCUCUGUCCUCGACCGUUUCCACCUCUGGAGGCGAAGCCACCCACGUAACACAGACCCUCCCUCGACGCCGUUCCCACCCAAAUUCGAAACACCACUUUUUUCGUCCUCCAAAAAUUCCCCCCUUCCCUCCAACCCGCCUCCCACCCCUUCGCAAACACCUCACCAUCCUCUGACCCGGUCUGCCCUUCCAGCAGCACAGCCGUAGUCAUGAGUACUCCGCAGGCAAACGAGGCCGAGAAGAAUAUCGAGAUAUGGAAGAUCAAGAAGCUGAUCAAGCGUCUUGAGCAGGCGCGUGGCAAUGGCACCAGCAUGAUCUCGCUCAUCAUUCCGCCAAAGUCGCAAAUCUCACAGCAGGCAAAGAUGUUGGCUGAAGAAUUCGGCACGGCGUCCAACAUCAAGUCCCGUGUAAAUCGUCUUUCCGUCCUUUCGGCCAUCACCUCGACCCAGCAGCGUCUCAAGCUCUACUCCAAGGUCCCUCCCAACGGCCUGGUGAUCUACUGUGGUGAAAUCAUCACCAGCGAGGGGAAAGAGCGUAAGAUCAACAUCGACUUCGAGCCCUUCAAGCCCAUCAACACCUCGCUCUACCUGUGCGACAACAAGUUCCACACAGAGGCUCUCAGCGAGCUACUGGAGUCGGACCAGAAGUUUGGCUUCAUCAUCAUGGAUGGAAACGGUGCUCUCUUCGGCACCUUGAGCGGGAACACGCGCGAGGUCGUCCAAAAGUUCUCCGUCGACCUGCCCAAGAAGCAUGGUCGUGGUGGUCAGUCCGCUCUGCGUUUUGCCCGUCUACGUGAAGAAAAACGUCACAACUACGUGCGCAAGGUUGCCGAGCUGGCCGUGCAGAACUUCAUCACCAACGACAAGGUCAACGUCGCCGGUCUCAUUCUCGCCGGUAGCGCUGAUUUUAAGAACGACCUCAACCAAUCUGACAUGUUUGAUCAGCGUCUGCAAAGCAAGGUUAUCAAGGUGGUCGACGUCUCGUAUGGUGGCGAAAACGGCUUCAACCAGGCCAUCGAGCUUGCCUCCGAGACGUUGUCCAACGUCAAGUUCAUCCAGGAGAAGAAGUUGAUCAAUGCCUACUUCGAUGAGAUCUCCCAAGACACGGGCAAAGUCUGCUACGGCAUCGACGAUACUCUCAAGGCACUCGAACUCGGUGCGUGCGAGACGCUCAUCGUAUACGAGAACCUCGAGAUCACUCGCUGGGUCUUGCGCCCCUCAGAUGGCAGCUCUGACAUCAUUCUCCACACCACCAAGGAGCAGGAGGCUAACCGUGAGCUUUUCAUGGACAAGUCCACCGGCCAGGAAAUGGAGGUUGUCGAGCAGCAGCCCUUCCUCGAGUGGCUCGCCGAGAAGUACCGCGACUUCGGCGCUACCCUCGAGUUCGUAUCCGACCGCUCCUCCGAGGGCAAUCAGUUUGUCAAGGGAUUCGGUGGUAUCGGUGCCAUCUUGCGUUACAAGGUCAACUUUGAGCAGCUCGCUGAUGUCGAUGACGAGGACGAAUUCUACGAUGAUUGACGGUUUGGUACCCUCGCAGUAAGCGAGGCGCAUACUCCUGAGACCCCUCCUCCAGGUCUUCAGACGGCGCUUCGCGAAUCGCGCUCCUUGGCGAGCGCUUUCUUGGAGGCGAGCGAAUCCUUGAACCACGCUGAACCGACAGCGUGCUCGUCCCGAGCUCGCUUGUAAACCGAAUCAAUCCAUGCGCGUAGUGUUGAAUUUGAGGAGGGUAAGUCAGCGCUCAGUAGUCAGCUAGAAAAAAAAAACAAAAGAGAAAAGCAAAGCCACACCGCUUGUUCGGUACCAUGUGAAAGGACGGCCAUUCACUUGUACAAACAUAUGCUAAAGUUAUCAACAAGCAGGACAAAAGAUCUGUGAAAGGAACAAGCGAGGAUAUGCUCCGAUGCGAAUGUGACAUCGAGCGCGUGUCCUACCCCUCCGUGGAGACAAUCCAGUAUGAAGAGAGGCGUCUUUCCUUCGAGACAAUCAUCGCCUUCCUUGGGAACUGAUCGACGUUGAGCCACAAACCAGAUGGAGGGUUGAAAUAUGUCUCGGCAUAUCAGUCUUUCGUUUAACUAGCCCUACCCAGAUUUGGUCUUUUGUCACUUGAGCGGUUGCUGCUGCACAUUCAUUUCCAAAGGAUGAAAAAUGAGAAAGUUUAAAAAACCAGAAACUAUAAUCCUACAAUUUUUUCAAAAUAGAAUCGUCGUGAUUUGCUGGAAAGGCACGAUGGAUUUGAGCGUUGAGACCGGCUUCUUCGGCAAAGCCAGCCCAUGAUCUAAGAUGUUUCGUCAAUGUGUCCAUUGCUGUUGGCCAUCGUGUAGCCCUAGAAUCCAGUUUAAUCCAGCUUUGCUUCCCUGCCUCAGAUCCCCCAUACUUGCACUGCCGACUUGCGA